Messenger RNA from Penicillium coprophilum, 1587 nucleotides. Its product is annotated as wax synthase family protein. The coding region runs from base 1 to 1587 and encodes 528 amino acids. The transcript has a single exon. Lineage: Eukaryota; Fungi; Ascomycota; Eurotiomycetes; Eurotiales; Aspergillaceae. The record is from RefSeq and is a predicted model, not a curated record. Gene Ontology annotation, biological process: lipid metabolic process.
AUGGCCGAUCCCCGCUCUAGCUCUUACAGGGAUCUGGCCAAGAACUACGAGAGGCAACUGGAUACCCAAAUAGAACAGGGCAUCUUUAAGCCAGUUUUCAUAUAUCAUGUUGUCAUCCUCAACAUCUUACCUUUGAUAGGUCUGGUCAUUCCCCGCAGCAGGGGUGGUCAAUAUGUCCGAAAGGGCAUUUUCGUUCUCUGUAUUGCAAUUGCAAUUGAAAUUCUACAACACCGACGGGCUAUCAUCGGAGGAAAUGGCUAUAUGCUUGGCUUGAUGACCGCUUGGUGGUUAGUAUGGAAUGCCACCUUGUUUGUGUUUACAGACCUUGAAAAUGAUUUCAAGCGCAUUGAACGGAGACCUGUUGAUAUCAAAUCUCAAAAUGACCCCAAGAUUGAACCUUGUACUGCCAAAAAAUCGCCUGGCUCGAACAAUCCAACAUGCCUACAAGGGGACGGUAAUCUGUUUGUCUGGCGUUCAUAUCCCGAAAGGUUUUGGCAUCGACUUGAAUGGUCCGCCGGACUACUCUUCAAUUUGAGAGGACCAGAAUGGAACUGGCGAGCUUCCCAUCUAGGUCCCCUUCCACAACCAGUUCAUAAGCAACUGGAUUCGGGAUUCGUGAGCAGUAUCAAAGCACAUGAACCCUCCACCUAUCCUAGCGGCAAACACCGGCUGCAGGCUGCUUUUCGGAAGUUCUUUAUAUCUUACCUUGUACUGGACACCCUGAAAGUCAUUAUCCUGAUGCCAGAUCCCUACUUCCAAGGCCUCGCUCCAGCCGAUUCGCCAACGCCGUUUCCAUUCUUCUACUUCACAAAUCUUACAUUGUAUCCUGUGAUGGCCCAGCUCUGUCAUCGUUUAUACAGCGCCAUAAGUGUAUAUUUUGCUCUCGAGUUCGUGACAUCACUCAAUCCAAUCUUCUUCCUGGGACUAUCUCUCGCAUUCCCCAACGGGGCUAAGAACUUGACCGCCGCACCAUUAGGGGCCCCAUGGUUGUAUUCCGAGGCAUUCGGGCCAUUCUUCAGCCCAGUCCUUGAUGAAGGAUUGGCGGGUUGCUGGGGUCGUUGGUGGCACCAAAUCUUUCGGUAUGGAUUUGUAGCUUCGGCACGCUGGAUUCUAUCUGUGCUUCCAGCCGGAUUAGCCUCCCAUAUGCAAGUCCGUCGUGGCAUUUACGUGAUGGUGGCUUUCUGUCUUAGCGGCUUUGUACAUGCCUGCGGAAGCCAUACCCAGAUUGCAGAUACGUCCCCGAUAUUCGGGCCUUUCCUAUUUUUCGCUUUGCAGGGUGUUGCAAUCAUGGCAGAGCAGUUUUUCAAGACGUCAAUCCUCCCGAAAUCCCCCUUUGCUGGUGCGCCGAGGUGGCUGAGAAGAACAGCAAACUUUGUAUUUGUAUUUUGUUGGUUGAUGACCUCGGGUGGCCUCAUCGCGGAUGACUUUGCCAAGGGUGGCUUAUGGUUGAUGGAACCUCUCCCGAUUAGUCCACUUCGUGCAUUGGGAUUUGGACUACAGGGUCAAGGCUGGUGGUGUUGGAAUGACCCUUGGUUCCGAUAUUGGAGUGAUGGUACAUACUGGGGGAGUGGCAUACGGGUGUUAUAG